Messenger RNA from Moneuplotes crassus, 1649 nucleotides. Lineage: Eukaryota; Ciliophora; Spirotrichea; Euplotida; Euplotidae. The record is from the annotation of a GenBank genome assembly.
UGAUAUUUUAAAUAUGGGGAAAAAGAGACAUACUCAAGACAAAAUGUGGAUUUCCACCACAGAGCAUAUAAUUGACUGGGGUGGCAAGGGAUCAACAAUACAUGGAAAACAGAAGUUUCAAAAGCCCCUUUUCUAUUGCUGUGCUAUUAGCUUCCUCCCUUUCAGUAGCCCUGUUGCUACUCCAGAUGGCACAAUCUUUGAGUUUACUAACAUUGUUCCUUAUAUUCAAAAGUAUAAGAAGAAUCCAGUCAACGGAGAUCCCUUCAAAUUAUCAGAUUUAAUCAAGCUAAAAUUCUCUAAAAACGAAAAAGGAGAAUACUACUGCCCAAUAACUGGAAAAAUCUUCAAUGAGUAUAGCCAUAUCGUUGCUAUAAAAGAGACUGGAGAAGUCUACAGUUAUGAUGCCUAUGAUAAUUUAAGAAAUGUUGAGCCUUUCUCCAAACAAAAGAUUAUCACUCUUCAAAAUCCAAAUGAGCCAGAUAGAAACAUCAAUGAAUUCUACUGAUUCAAAAAUGGAGAUGACCUAAACUUUGAACCAAAAACAGAAAAUACGAUGAAUUUAACCAACUCUCAGAAGAAAUUAAUGAGUAAAAUUCAAAAAGAAGCAGGAACACUGACACCUGAGGCUGAAUACAAUAAUAUUCAUAAGAGGAUCAAAACCCAGGAGGGAGAGGAGGAAGAUAAACAGAUAGAACCUCCAAAGCCAAAGAAGAAAAAGACAUUCAUAAACCCUCUAAAGCUUAAAAAUCCUUUACCAAAGGACUUCAAAAUUGAGCCUAAGGCUUUCAUUCAGAUCAAGAAAAUGGAGGUUAAAAAUAGGCAUUCUUCACAAACAGAAGGGAAGGCAUCAGGAAGUUUUACCAGUACAUCCCUAACUCCUGCUUAUAAAAACGAGUUCAGAAUGAAGAAUGAUCAGGAGAUAAGGAAGGAUUAUUACCAAUUGAUAAAGUCAAGGCAAAUAAAAGGGGAAAUUGAGCUUUCUACAACUCUAGGCAAGAUGAGCCUCCUUAUCCAUUGUGAUUACUGCCCUAAAACAGGAGAAAAUUUCAUCGAACUUUGUGAAAGCAAAUAUUACAAUGGCCUGACAUUUCAUAGACUUAUCCCUGAAUUCAUGAUCCAGGGAGGAGAUCCAAAAGGAGACGGAACAGGGGGAACUUCUUACUUUGGCAAACAAUUCGAAGAUGAAUUUCACCCAAAAAUAGGCCAUAACAGAAAAGGAAUACUCAGUAUGGCCAAUUCUGGUUCAAAUACUAAUGGAUCGCAAUUCUUUAUUACAUUCGGGCCUUGAACACAUCUUGAUGGAAUGCACACGGCCUUUGGAGAAGUUGUUGGAGGAAAGGAGGUACUCUCAGUAAUGGAAUCAAUCCCUACAAAGACUGGAGAUAAGCCAGAAAAAGAGAUUAAAAUAUUAGAAGCUACUGUACUUAAAAAUCCUUACAGAGAAAUCAUUGCUGAAAUUCUUUCAAAGCAAUUUAUUGCAGAUAAGAAGCUCAAAGAGGAGAAAACAGGAGGAACAUGGACUAAUUUCAGAGGUCUCAAAGAGAAAAAGCCAGAGGAGCCAAAGACUUCUUCAAGACCGGUUAUCGGAAAAUAUAUGAAGAAGUAAGGCUUGCUAUAGAAAAUCUUGCUCAAUCUUAUAUCAACAUCUG